UCAAUAUUUUGCAUUCAGACGAGGCCGGUUGUAGUGCCUGCAAUAAUUCGAAUAUCUAUUCAGAUCUUGCUAUUUUUUUUCAUCAAAAAGCUAUCAAUAUGCGUGAAAUCGUCCAUGUCCAAGCAGGCCAGUGUGGCAACCAAAUCGGAGCUAAGUUCUGGGAGGUGAUCUCUGAUGAACACGGCAUCGACCCUACCGGUACCUACCAUGGCGACUCUGAUCUCCAACUCGAACGCAUCAACGUCUACUUCAACGAGGCUACCGGUGGAAAGUACGUACCAAGGGCCGUACUCGUCGACCUCGAGCCAGGCACCAUGGACUCGGUACGGUCAGGUCCAUUCGGUCAGAUCUUCAGACCAGACAACUUCGUCUUUGGUCAGAGUGGCGCAGGGAACAACUGGGCCAAGGGUCACUACACAGAGGGCGCAGAACUGGUUGAUUCGGUCUUAGACGUCGUGAGGAAAGAGGCUGAAAGCUGUGAUUGUCUUCAGGGAUUUCAACUGACACAUUCCUUAGGAGGCGGUACUGGCUCUGGUAUGGGGACCCUCCUCAUAAGUAAGAUCCGUGAGGAGUAUCCGGAUCGGAUCAUGACGACCUUCAGCGUUGUCCCCUCACCAAAGGUGUCGGACACUGUCGUUGAACCUUACAACGCCACCUUAUCCGUCCAUCAGCUUGUCGAGAACACCGAUGAGACGUUCUGCAUCGACAACGAAGCCCUCUACGACAUAUGCUUCCGUACCCUGAAGCUCACCACACCCACCUAUGGUGAUCUAAAUCACCUUGUCUCUGCAACCAUGAGUGGCAUCACGACGUGUCUCAGGUUCCCUGGCCAGUUGAAUGCAGAUCUGCGGAAGCUAGCAGUCAACAUGGUGCCAUUUCCACGUCUGCAUUUCUUCAUACCUGGCUUUGCCCCAUUAACUAGUCGUGGUAGCCAGCAGUAUCGAGCUUUGACAGUUCCUGAACUGACCCAGCAGAUGUUCGAUGCCAAAAACAUGAUGGCUGCUUGUGAUCCUCGACAUGGUCGAUACCUUACCGUCGCCGCCAUGUUCCGAGGGCGUAUGUCCAUGAAGGAGGUCGAUGAACAGAUGCUCAACGUACAGAACAAGAACAGCAGCUACUUCGUCGAAUGGAUCCCAAACAAUGUCAAGACUGCUGUCUGUGACAUCCCUCCAAGAGGUCUGAAGAUGUCUGCUACCUUCAUUGGCAACAGUACCGCCAUCCAGGAACUCUUCAAGCGCGUUUCAGAGCAGUUCACCGCUAUGUUCAGACGAAAGGCCUUCCUUCACUGGUAUACCGGUGAGGGUAUGGAUGAGAUGGAGUUCACUGAGGCUGAGAGCAACAUGAAUGACUUGGUGUCUGAGUAUCAGCAGUACCAGGACGCUACCGCUGAAGAAGAGGGUGAGUUCGAGGAGGAGGAAGAAGAUGAUCAGGAUCAAUUACAGACAUGAUAGGCGGCUCCCGAUUUUUAAAAGUUGGGGGCGGUACCAGAAUUAAAGUCACAAAACGGAUACUGCGAGGGAUAAAUCGGGAGUGGGGUUGACUACGGACACAUAAAAUUAUUUGUACUGGGAUUUAAACCCAGUCUUGACUAUCCUUGUAUUAUAAAUAAAUGGUCGUUGUUCUUCUAUGAUACAGAUCACGAUGACGCACUCGUUGCCACACUUUGGCUUCAAGGCAGGGUUGGUUACAUGCAUGAAGUUGCGAGUCACGUUGGAUUGAGUGCGCACCUUGGGGAUGGGUGUAGGGAAGGGAACAAUCUUUGAUGUUGUUAACAUUUG
Molecule: messenger RNA, 1778 nt
Organism: Lytechinus pictus (painted urchin)
Lineage: Eukaryota; Metazoa; Echinodermata; Echinoidea; Temnopleuroida; Toxopneustidae
Product: tubulin beta-4B chain-like
Exons: 3
Coding region: 99-1448 (449 amino acids)
Biological process (GO): microtubule cytoskeleton organization; mitotic cell cycle
Cellular component (GO): microtubule; cytoplasm
Molecular function (GO): GTP binding; structural constituent of cytoskeleton; GTPase activity
Source: RefSeq, a predicted model, not a curated record